Candidozyma duobushaemuli is the source of this 1137-nucleotide messenger RNA. RefSeq names its product high-mobility group nucleosome-binding protein (gene NHP6A). Lineage: Eukaryota; Fungi; Ascomycota; Pichiomycetes; Serinales; Metschnikowiaceae. The coding region runs from base 1 to 1137 and encodes 378 amino acids. The transcript has 2 exons. The record is from RefSeq and is a predicted model, not a curated record.
AUGCGCCAAGAAUUCCACAAAGGAGCUCCACAAGUUCCAGAAUACUAUGCUCAGUACCAACAAAUUCAGCAGCUGUUUCCACAACUGGCUGGUGCUGCAAGUUUGCCCGGUCAAUUUGGUUACCCGGGAUACGAUUAUGCCGGGGCCUUCGGUCAAGCUGGAUUAGGGUCGGUGUCACCAGCGUAUUACCAUAACUCUAUCGGAAACGCGAGUCAAGUGAAGACCGGUCCUCAAAGUGGCAGUGCCAAUGCCGAGGUUAGCCUGUCUCCCCUUGUUCCAGGAACAAAUGUCGCUCAACAACAUUUGCAUAGUUCUCAACAGACUCAGCAAGUGCCUGGAUCAGCUCCCUUUGGAUUUCCUAAUUACUAUUACAAUUAUUUUAAUACGCCUUACUACGGAAAUGGAGCUGGUAUCAAUAACGCUGCCGGUGGAUUUGGAAUGCAACAGCAGGUAAGUGAUGCAUCCUCCGCCGGUCACCACUCAAGUGGAGCUGAAGGUGAUGCGCCACAACAUCAAGACGCACAUGCAGCUCAUGCAGCAAAUCAAAAUUACGGUCAGUACUACGGAACACCAACUCAAUACGGUUCUAGAGCAGGAAUCCCAUUGUAUCCAUCGUCGCAACCAUUCCCUCAGAGUGUUGUACAAGUUGGUGAGGGUGACCAACAACAUCAUCACGCGCAACAGCCACAACAACAGCCACAACAACAACAACUGCAGCAGCAGCAGCAGCAGCAGCAGCAGCAGCCCCAAACUCAGCACGCUCAGAACAGGCAACAGGGAGUCAGUCACAAGGUGGCCCUGUGCCAAAUGCUGUACCAACAUUCCCACAACAAAUGCCUCAAUACGCAAAUUUCCAGCAGUAUCACCAUGUCUACCGAGAAGAAGAAGUCAUCAAGAAAGAAGAAGGACCCAAAUGCUCCAAAGAGAUCAUUGUCUGCUUACAUGUUUUUCGCAAAUGAGAAUAGAGACAUUGUUAGGGCUGAAAACCCUGGCAUCACUUUCGGUCAGGUCGGCAAGAUGCUUGGUGACAAGUGGAAGGCAAUGACGCCAACUGAUAAGGAGCCAUACGAGAGCAAGGCUGCUGCUGACAAGAAGAGGUAUGAGAAGGAGAAGGCCGAGUACGCCAAGAGGCAAUAG